AUGGCUACCGUCAACAUUCGUCGGGAUGUCACCGAUCCCUUCUACCGUUACAAGAUGGAGAAGCUCCAGUCCAAGAUUGAGGGCAAGGGCAACGGUAUCAAGACCGUCAUUGUCAACCUCAACUCCGUCGCCCAGUCCCUGAGCCGUCCUCCCGCCUAUGUCAUCAAGUACUUUGGCUUUGAACUUGGCGCCCAAGCCAACGCCAAGCCCACUGAUGACCGCUGGAUCAUCAACGGUGCCCAUGAUGCCCCCAAGCUCCAGGACUACCUCGAUGGUUUCAUCUCCAAGUUUGUUCUCUGCAAGAAGUGCAAGAACCCCGAGACCGACGUCAUCAUCAAGGACGACAAGAUCAUCCUGGACUGCAAGGCCUGCGGUCAGCGUACCGACGUUGACCCCCGUCUGAAGCUGAGCACCUUCAUCCUCCGCAACCAAACCACCAAGGGUGGCAAGAAGGACAAGGGCGACAAGCGGGCCCGUCGGGAGCGGAAGAAGGAGAAAAAUGGCGACGCUUCCGCGAACGGUGACAAGGACGGCAGCCCCGGCGACAGCAACUCUGACAACGGGGACGGUGAAAACGGCGAUCUCGCCCUGGAUGCUGGCAGCGAUGACGAGCUGACCCGUCGUAUCAAGGCCGAAGCCCAAAGAAUCGCGGCCGAUACCGACGUCGAUGACGGCGACUGGGCUGUGGAUGUGUCUGAGGAGGCCGUCAAGGCUCGGGCCAAGGAACUGCCCUCCGACCUCAAGCGCUCCCUGGUCCUCGAGGAUGAAGACGAGGGUGCGGAUGGCCCUUCCGCUUAUGAUGAGCUGGGCAGCUGGAUCCAGAAGACUGCGUCUGAGGAGGGUGGUGUCACCGCGGUCAGCGAUAUCGACAUCUACAAGAAGGCCAAGGAGUACGGUAUCGAGACCAAGCACAAGACCCUCGCUGUCCUGGCUCAGACCAUCUUCGAUGAGAAGAUCACCAAGCAGAUCGGCGGCCGCGCUGCUCUGCUGAAGAAAAUGGUCACCUCUGAGCGCCAUGAGAAGGCUCUGCUGGGCGGUACGGAGCGGUUCGUCGGCAAUGACCACCCCGAGCUGAUCUCCCAGAUCCCCGCCAUCCUUCUCGGCUACUACCAGAACGACAUCGUCUCUGAGGAGACCCUUAAGGCUUGGGGUAGCAAGGCGAGCAAAAAGUACGUCGACAUCUCCACCAGCCGCAAGGUCCGCAAGGCCGCCGAGCCUUUUCUCGAGUGGCUGGAAAACGCCGAGAGUGAGGAGGAGAGCGAGGAAGAGAGCGACGAGGAGUAA
Aspergillus terreus NIH2624 is the source of this 1284-nucleotide messenger RNA. Its product is annotated as translation initiation factor eIF5. The record is from RefSeq and is a predicted model, not a curated record. The coding region runs from base 1 to 1284 and encodes 427 amino acids. Gene Ontology annotation, biological process: formation of translation preinitiation complex; formation of cytoplasmic translation initiation complex; translational initiation. Gene Ontology annotation, molecular function: translation initiation factor activity; eukaryotic initiation factor eIF2 binding; GDP-dissociation inhibitor activity. The transcript has a single exon. Gene Ontology annotation, cellular component: cytosol. NCBI's taxonomy places the organism in Eukaryota, Fungi, Ascomycota, Eurotiomycetes, Eurotiales, Aspergillaceae.